Penicillium daleae is the source of this 1071-nucleotide messenger RNA. RefSeq names its product S66 family peptidase. NCBI's taxonomy places the organism in Eukaryota, Fungi, Ascomycota, Eurotiomycetes, Eurotiales, Aspergillaceae. Bases 1 to 1071 code for a protein of 356 amino acids. The transcript has a single exon. The record is from RefSeq and is a predicted model, not a curated record.
AUGCAGAAUUCGGUUUCUUUGGUGCCCGCGGCCCUUCGGCGUGGCGAUACCAUCGCCUUCAUCGCUCCCUCUGCACGUAUCAAUCACAUCUUCCCUUUACGUAUUGCCCGAGCACGUGCCUUCCUCGAAGCCCAAGGUUUCCGUAUCCGCGAAAUCUAUACCCCUGAACUCCCUACAACCUCAUUCCGUGCUGCUCUCAAGACAAGAGUGGAUGAAAUACAUGAAUCUUUUCGCGACGAUGAAGUGCGCGCUAUUAUAUGCUGUAUUGGCGGGCUGACUGCUAAUGAGAUCCUGGCCCACCUUGACUACGAGUUGAUUCGCGAGCAUCCUAAGAUUUUUAUAGGGAGCUCUGAUAUUACAUUGUUUCAUCAUGCGUUGCUUGCUGGUUCCGGGCUACGGACUUUCUAUGGUCCGAGUGCAAUUACGCAGUUAGGGGAAUAUCCUGCUCCGCUGGACUUCACCUGGGAGCACUUUCUGCGUGUACUAGUCGCGGAGCGGGAAGAGAGCAACGCACCCAGCGAAGAAGUUGGGCCCAUGCCUCGCGCGACUCAUUAUACUGAUGAGUUCCUCGAUUGGUCCGGUGAACCUGGCAACCUACGCGCCCGUGAGACUAAACCCUCUCCUGGCUGGAAAUGGCUUCGUCCUGGGCUAGCACAUGGCCGUAUUUUUGGAGGCUGUUUACCUAGCACCUUGCAGCUGUUCGGCACACCGUGGGAGGUCUCAUACAAAGACCGAAUUUUACUUCUCGAGCUCCCCGAAGGCAUGACACUCGACAGUCCCUGGCCAUUAGAACUGGCCCGCUGGAACCUGGCGGAUCUAGGGAUGCGAGGAGUGUGGGACGAUAUUACUGGUUUAAUCUUGGGCCGACCGUAUAGACACACAGAGGGACAGGUGGCUGAGUGGGAGAAUAUGGUGCUUGAACUCACCGAGGGCUACGACUUUCCUAUUCUUGCUGGUGUGGAUGUCGGCCAUACCGAUCCUAUGUUGACAGUUCCGCUUGACGCUCUGUGUCGGCUGGAUAGUGAGAGGGAUGAGUGGGUUGUUUUGGAGAGUGGUGUGGAAAAUAAAUGA